Molecule: messenger RNA, 1095 nt
Organism: Lampris incognitus (smalleye Pacific opah)
Lineage: Eukaryota; Metazoa; Chordata; Actinopteri; Lampriformes; Lampridae
Exons: 7
Coding region: 1-1095 (364 amino acids)
Source: RefSeq, a predicted model, not a curated record
AUGGAACCUCCAGAGGAGCUGGAAUGCAGUUCAGAAGUAGCUCCUGUGAGACUAUCAGAGAACCUGGAGGUCGAACAGAAGCCUGCGGUUGAACCCCGGGGGCCAGAGAGGGUGAUCCCUGAAAGAGUGGUCUUACCUGUCGCACCACCGCCACAGGAGAAAGAUGGGGGAGAGCCGCUGGUCUUCCUGGAGGUGUUAAACCAGGAGAUGAAGAGUGAAUCCUUCCCUCACAACUUCACCGUUUGCUUCUCAACCAUGUUUGACUUCACCAACACACUGCAGCUGGUCCAGAGCAUCGAGAUGCUGCGACUCCUGGGUGUCACUCGAGUGGUCGUCUACAAGACCAACUGCAGUUCUAAAACACAGGUGCUAUUGGACUACUACCAAAACACAGGUCUUGUGGAGGUGAUUCCAUGGCACUUGUCCAGCCUGAUGAAUGUGUCUAGGGGUUGGCAGCCUCAGUACAGCCCCGGUCAGAUGCACUACUAUGGUCAGAUCCCUGCCCUGACUGACUGCGUCUACAGAUACAUGUACCGCUCCAAAUACCUGGCCCUCCACGAUAUGGAUGAGCUCAUACUGCCACAAACGGUGGACAGCUGGGGGGAGCUGCUUCCUCUUCUGGAGCAGCAGCUUGGCUCCGACUUCGGUUACUUGUUCGAGAACAGCGUUUUUCCUGUCACCGCCAGCCUCCCUCCUCCCCCGUCCUCGCUGUCCCCCAAUCUCCCGCAUGGCUGCUGCCCCGCCUGGAAGGAUGUGCCCGGCGUGAACAUCCUGGCACACCUGUACCACGAACCCGUCAACCAGUGGACUCACAGCAACUUUAAGAUGAUAAUCAACCCCCGAGCUGUGUUCCGCCCCACUGUCCAUGGCCUGCUGAGCUCACAGAAGGGCCACGUUUGGGUUAGCGGCGACAUUGCACGCAUGUACCAUACAAGAGCACCGAUGGAGACCAAGCUGACUCCAGACCAGCUCAUAUAUGAUAGCCGACUGCUUGGUUACAGUGACCGCCUGAUCCUUGCUGUCAACACUGUCCUCGAAGAGACAGGACUCGUUCAGGAAGAGGAUACACAACAGCUGGAAGGGGAUUGCACUUGA